AUGCGUAAAAGCGGAAGUGCUGUGUACAUACUUAAACACUUUAGUGUAGUGUAUUCACUUAGGACUGGGGUUGGUUUAUAUGUAAACAAAACCGUAAUAAAAUUAAAAAAAAAGUUGUUACAACUGCCGAUUUCAGAUGAAAAGAACCAGAUUUUAACUCUCAGUGUUUGGCUUCGGCAGACUGUCCGGAGUGUAAUUGUUCCAUGGACAGUGUCCAGGGAAAUAUGGGACGCCGAUGGUGAUUUUCAAAUAACCCUGAAGACAAAAGCCAUCAUCUACAACACAGGCAAAAUAGUCUGGGAGCCACCGGCCAUCUACAAGAGUUACUGCCCCAUAGAUGUCGAUUCUUGGACCUACCAUGGAAACGAACUUGACCUUCAACACCUCUGUAACGGAACCAUCAUCUACCCCGAAGCCGACCCCAAAAAGGAAGCUGAGAUCAUCAUCCCUAGAGGCAUCGACCUCACCGACUACUACUACAACGUGGAGUGGGACGUCCUCAACGUUACCGCCCACAGAAGGGUGAAAUUUUACCCGUGUUGCCCGGAACCGUACCCGGAUAUUACCUUUAAUAUUACCCUAAGGCGGAGAACUCUCUUUUACACCCUAAAUCUUAUAAUGCCAUGUGUAUCUAUAUCGUGCUUAACUGUUCUGGUAUUUUACCUGCCCUCUGAUUCCGGAGAGAAGAUCACCCUCUCGAUCUCCAUUCUACUGGCUCUGACAGUGUUUUUCUUACUGUUAUCAGAUAUGAAUCCUCCCACAUCUUUGGUGAUUCCACUUAUAGGCAAAUAUUUACUAUUCAUUAUGAUCGUUGUGACUAUGUCAAUUACGUUAACUGUCUACACAUUACACAUCAACUUCAAAUCUCCAACAACACACAAAAUGUCGCCGUGGGUCAAACGGAUUUUCACGGAGAUUCUGCCUCGCGUGUUGUUCAUGAAAAGACCCGAACUGCCGCAGAAACCUAAAGUUCCCGUGCGGACUGUGAACGGCAUAGAGCUUCGGGAAUCUCCGUCCCCGAGUCAUGAAGCUAUGCACACAUAUGAGAAUGUGCAUGCGCAAAGUGAGUCAGCAGAGACGGAGUGUACAACAUACUAUCCUCCAGAAGUCAUGGAGGCCAUCAAAGGCGUCACUUUUAUAGCUAACCAUCUCAGGAAGGGUGAUGAGGAUAUUGCUGAAGAACGAGACUGGAAAUACAUCGCCAUGGUGAUGGAUCGCUUCUUCCUCUACAUCUUCACCACUGCCUGCUUUUGCGGCACACUCAGCAUUUUCCUAUACGCGCCUUCGCUCUACGACCCGCGGGAACAUAUGGUUCUUAAAGAUCCCAAUAACCAAUGUUUAUACUGA
Messenger RNA from Candidula unifasciata, 1347 nucleotides. The record is from the annotation of a GenBank genome assembly. NCBI's taxonomy places the organism in Eukaryota, Metazoa, Mollusca, Gastropoda, Stylommatophora, Geomitridae.